CGGGAGCGGGAGGCGAGGGAAGGGCCGGAGCUCCCGGCGCUCGCCCGCACCGGCGGUCCCGCGGGGACGGCGGCCGGGCCGAGGUGAGGCUUUUCCGUCCCUCCCGCUGCUGCCGGCGGGGCCGGGCGGGCGAGAGCGGCGCUGCCCGGCGGGGCGGGGGCUGCCCGGGGCCGGUCCCCUCCGCUCCGCCCCGCGCACACCCGCGGGCAGCUCCGCGGGGCUCCGCGGCCAGGACCCGCCUCCGCCGCGCCGAGCGGCUGCCGGCGGGCUCCCCGCGGCCGCGCAGCGCCGGGCCGGGCCGUCCUCCGCCGGAGCCGCAGAUGUGGGGCCGCCGCCGCCCGCAGGGCCGGCGCUGCCGAGUAUGUAUGACCAAUUGCCCUACUCUGAUUGUCAUGGUGGGUCUCCCAGCAAGAGGAAAAACCUACAUCUCAAAGAAGCUGACACGCUAUUUAAAUUGGAUUGGAGUGCCUACAAAAGAAUUUAAUGUUGGUCAGUAUCGUCGAGAUUUGGUGAAAAAGUAUAAAUCUUUUGAAUUCUUCCUGCCUGACAAUGAAGAAGGCUUGAAAAUCAGGAAACAGUGUGCCUUAGCAGCGCUGAAUGACGUCCGACAGUACCUCAGUGAAGAAAACGGGCACGUGGCUGUUUUUGAUGCUACAAACACCACUCGAGAACGUAGAGAAACUAUUUACAAAUUUGGUGAAGAAAAUGGGUAUAAGACUUUUUUUGUUGAGUCAGUAUGUGUAGAUCCAGAGGUCAUCGCUGCAAACAUUGUGCAAGUGAAGCUGGGUAGUCCUGACUAUGUUGAUUGUAGUAAUGAUGAAGCAACAGAAGACUUCAUGAAAAGAAUAGAGUGCUACAAGAACUCGUAUGAGACGUUAGAUGAAACUCUUGACAAGGAUCUUUCUUACAUUAAAAUUAUGGAUGUUGGAAGGAGUUACCUUGUGAACCGAGUAAUGGAUCACAUUCAGAGCCGGAUUGUCUACUACCUCAUGAAUAUCCAUGUGACUCCUCGGUCAAUCUACCUCUGUCGACAUGGAGAAAGUGAACUCAAUCUAAAAGGGAGAAUAGGAGGAGAUCCUGGCCUGUCUGUCAGGGGGAAAGAAUUUGCCAGAAGUUUGGCACAGUUUAUUAAUGAGCAGAACAUCAAAGAUCUGAAAGUUUGGACCAGCCAGAUGAAAAGGACAAUUCAGACUGCUGAAGCGUUGGGAGUGCCUUAUGAGCAGUGGAAGGUUUUGAAUGAGAUAGAUGCAGGAGUAUGUGAAGAAAUGACAUAUGAAGAAAUACAGGAAAAUUAUCCGCUUGAAUUUGCACUGAGAGACCAAGACAAAUACAGAUACAGAUACCCUAAAGGAGAGUCCUAUGAAGAUCUUGUUCAGAGAUUGGAGCCAGUAAUUAUGGAACUUGAAAGGCAGGAAAAUGUGCUUGUCAUAUGUCACCAAGCUGUCAUGCGCUGUUUGCUUGCAUAUUUUCUUGACAAGCCUGCAGAACAACUGCCUUACCUGAAGUGCCCACUGCAUACUGUCUUAAAGCUAACCCCGGUGGCUUAUGGAUGUAAAGUAGAAUCUAUAUUUCUGAAUGUUGAAGCUGUAAACACACACAGAGAUAAACCCGAGAAUGUUGGUGUGGAUCGGUCGAGAGAAGAAGCUUUGAGGACAGUGCCCAAUCACCUAUAGCUCCAGUGCCCGGGAGGCCGCCCUUCCUCCAGCGUAAGAGCGGGAAGCUGCAGCUCAGGUCCAGGAGGACGGAGAAGGUUUUGCUGAGCGGGUCGGAACCAACGUGCCUCCCCUUCGCUUUAAGACAUUUCGAAUGUGAUUCAGCUUCUUUGGAGCAAACCUGUAGUUGUGGAUAACUCCCAGUGCCGAAAGGUACCAGUGAAAAGAGCGAUGGGAAGCAGAGUAGAGUCAGGUUUGGAUUUUUUGUAUGUAAAUUUGUGCAGUUUCAGUGUGGGAUUUUUUUAUUGUUCAUCUGUGGAUACUAUGAGAUGGUUAAUGGCUCGUGUCAGUUUUACUGUCGGAUUUUAAUUAGAUGUUACUUUCUUUUUUUAAAGUGUUUUUCUAAGAGUUCAUCUUAUUUUUACUGUGAAUGAUUGCCUAGAAUUACACAGAGAUUUUUUGGAUGGCGUAUUUAACAUAGGUGAAAUUGUACAUUUUGAGCAUUGGAGGCUUCGUAUUGCAAAACUGCUCUAAAUGGGAAAGCCUGUCAGCCCUGAGAGCUGUUUGUGUUUUGAGUUGAGCUUCAGUUUGCCAACCACGGCUUGUAUUUUCUGAAAUGAGGAGACUUUCCUCUUGGAAAAUAAAAGCAUUAAAGCAAAUCAGGAUUUGCUACCUGAAAGGUUCUGUUUUAGCGAAAAGUGAACAUUAUCCAGGGACCAGCUGUGUUCUGGAGAGCAGUGGAAGACACAGAGUUCAGGGAGGGACGUGAGUGUGAGAACAGCUCGAGCCUGCGCUCGAGGGCGCAGUGUCCUUUCUGCUGCAGUUACAGGAGGGGAUGAGUAGCUUUUCCGAGACUAGAAGGGAGGGGAAAAAGGGAUUCACGCUGUCAAGGGCUGGAGAAGCUGCUUGUUGUCUCAGUGCUGUGAUUUUUAUUUUUUUUUUUAGGCAAUUUUUGGAAUGAAAUUCAACAUAAAAGUCUAUGUUUCUCUUUUAUAGCCACAUUUAAUAUGUACGUCAGGAAACAGUACAAAAGGUUAGGUGGAGUUUAACCAUUCUAACAGCUCAUGCAAGAAAAGCCCCAGGUAAACUCUGAAAUUAUUUUUAACGUGGCACACCUGCCUUGGGUUUUUUUUAAAUGUUGCUUUUAGGCAUCUUCUGCCAUCCCAGUUCUCUGCUGCUCUUUUUUACCUUGUGAAACUCCAGUGCUAAAAAUGGAAUUUCCUGUGUCUGUUGAGGCUGCGACCUUUUAACUGUGCUGCAUCAAGGUGUAUUUUGUACGUGUGUUACAGACAAGUGAGCUGCCGGCACCGCUGCUGGCUCUUAGUUCUGAACUGAGAGUUGUUCUUUGGUAGUUGGACUGUGUUUUUUCUAAGGACUUCUCUGCAAUUAAUUGAGCUUUUACCAUGUACGUUGUUGGGGUUGUUUUGUUGUUUCUUUUCCGUGAUUCUCAAUUCCUGUGUGAAACACCAGGCCCUGGUAAUGUAGUUUUGCAGGCAAGGGCUAAAUCGUCUUUUGUUUGUGCAGGGUUUAUAAAGUAAUGUGCUGCUGUUGUGAUUUUAUUUUGUGUUUAAUAAGCUAAAUUAAGCAAUACAUUCAGCUCUGGAAGUAAGCCAUACUGCAUCGCUGGGUUCUGUUGCAGAAGAGGAACUUGUAGGGUACAGAACGACCAGGAACACUUGCUUCGAGCGCUGCUGUCUAAAGCUUUGAGUGUGUGAUCCCUUUGCAGAUCUUUAUUAAUUCAGCUGUGUCUGUUAUUGCGUGAGGAGAGAGACCACACACUGCUGCUUGGAGAAGUUAAUUUAUUGAUGUGUAGUUAAUGAGGCAGAAGUGUAGCAUUUCCCCUCCUGAUUUGAUGUGUGAUCCGCCUGGGAAAGCUGGGCUGUGCUCCAGGCAGCCCUUACACUCCCCCAGACCUCCACUGUCCAGCCGUGGCCAGGAGCUGUUCAACAGUUGUUAAAUUGAGAAAAUCAGAGUUUAUCUGUAGUUACAGAGGGAAAAGCCCAGGAGCUGCCUUAGCAAAGCGGGUUUUACCUGCAGACUGGGGUGGUACUUGAGCUGAGACCUGGUUGAAGAGAUGAGGUGGAAGGAAAAGGUUUCCCCUAAUGAGAGCUGAGCCCAUGGGCCCCUUCUUUUCACUGGCAAGCACAGCUUGAGGUGUCUCCCCUCUUUCCUUGUCUUUGUUUUUACUUCUCUGAACUCUCAGAGGUGCUGUAAAAUUCCUUGAGGCUAAAUGUUUUAUGUAUGGUAGGUAUUUUUAUAGCCUGCUUUUGAAUAUACUGUGAUGAGUGUUUUACUAAGCUGAGUGUUCAGUAAAAAAGAAUUGUAUACAAGUGUAAAUAAACUGUUACGCUGAUACUUGAAGAGGAAAAAAAGAUAACAAAGUUGUCUGUUGUACUUUAGGAAGGUAUUAAAUCAGUGGCUGCAUCUGACCCUUUCUAGCUGGCAGGAGCAAGCGUAGACAAUGAAUGUAGGUUGGAAAUGAGUGGUGGAUCUCCCUGGGACGUAACCACCUUUCUGGAGAGGCACUGGUAGGAACUGCAGAUUACUGUCACUGUCUAAAAGCAGAAUAUGUCCCCCCCUCCUGCCAGGGGAAGAGAAAACCCUCUUCCUGACCUUGUGUACUUGUACCCGUGUUUCUUUUACUGCCUUCUGACUGUUAAUGCCCUUGCUAGCUCAGAUGCAGUCCUUUCAAACAGGAUUGAACUGUCUUUUCUUACAUUGUUGGCCUUCGUCGUAAUCUUUCAGACAAAUGUAAUCACUUGACCUUUGAUCCAGGUAAUAAAGAUCAAAUGCUAUG
Messenger RNA from Strigops habroptila (Kakapo), 4449 nucleotides. Its product is annotated as 6-phosphofructo-2-kinase/fructose-2,6-bisphosphatase 4. The transcript has 14 exons. NCBI's taxonomy places the organism in Eukaryota, Metazoa, Chordata, Aves, Psittaciformes, Psittacidae. Gene Ontology annotation, biological process: fructose 2,6-bisphosphate metabolic process; fructose metabolic process. Gene Ontology annotation, molecular function: 6-phosphofructo-2-kinase activity; fructose-2,6-bisphosphate 2-phosphatase activity; ATP binding. Gene Ontology annotation, cellular component: cytosol. The record is from RefSeq and is a predicted model, not a curated record. The coding region runs from base 321 to 1673 and encodes 450 amino acids.